CUUGACAUCAGCUCCAUCUAAGUGGCUUAGAGCUUCUGGUUGAGCUUUUUGCCAAGGCAGAGAAGCACUGAGACUAUGGCCUUUUUCUCCCAACUGGAUCUGCAGGAAGUCCUCCAAUUACUCUCCAUAGGACAGUGGAUUCCAGUCUAUGUAAUUUUAGGAUGUAUUCCCAUCUUGGGUAUACCCUAUUCCCUGAUGUUCAGUAGCCUAUGGCCCUUGUCUGUGCUCUGCUUAGCCUGGCUUGCCUAUGAUUGGAAAACCCACAGUCAAGAUGGUAGGCGUUCAGCUUGGAUACGAAACUGGACCCUCUGGAAGUAUUUCCAAAGCUACUUCCCAAUAAAGCUGGUGAAGACCCAUGAGCUUUCUCCCAAUCACAAUUACAUCAUUGCCAACCAUCCCCAUGGCAUUUUUUCUUUUGGUGCCCUCAUCAACUUUGCUACUGAGGCCACUGGCUUUUCCAGGAUUUUCCCCUCUAUAACUCCCUCCUUAGCAACCUUGGAAAGGAUCUUCUGGAUCCCAAUUGUGCGAGAAUAUGUGAUGUCACUGGGUAUAUGUCCAGUGAGUGAAUUUUCCCUGAAUUAUAAGCUGACCCAGAAAGGCUCAGGCAACGCUGUGGUCAUUGUGGUGGGCGGAGCUGCUGAAGCCAUCUUGAGCCUCCCAGGAGUUCCUGUGCUCUACCUCAAAAAUCAUAAAGGUUUUGUGAAGCUAGCACUGAAGACGGGAGCAUAUCUUGUCCCUUCUUACUCCUUUGGUGAGAAUGAGGUUUACAACCAAACGAUCUUUCCUGAAGGAACAUGGCAAAGAUUCUUCCAAAAACACUUCCAGAAAGCUGGCAAAAAAAUCCUAGGCCUAAAUUUAUGUACCUUCCACGGCAGAGGUUUCAUUCCUGGAUCCUGGGGCUUUUUGCCUUUCAAACAACCCAUUACCACUGUUGUUGGAGAACCCCUGCCAGUCCCCAAGAUCAAUGAUCCAGAUGAGGAGACGGUGGCAAAGUACUGUGAACUAUACACCAGCGCCAUCCGCAGGCUGUUUGACCAAUACAAAGUUGAAUAUGGCUUCCCAGAGACCCAGGAGCUGAAAAUUAUCUAACACAAGUCAACAUCACUGUAACCAAAGCUCAAAUACAUAAGAAAUCCAGGUGAAGCCACAGAGAAGGAAGAAUUU
Messenger RNA from Acomys russatus (golden spiny mouse), 1164 nucleotides. RefSeq names its product diacylglycerol O-acyltransferase 2 like 6 (gene Dgat2l6). Gene Ontology annotation, biological process: lipid metabolic process. The record is from RefSeq and is a predicted model, not a curated record. Lineage: Eukaryota; Metazoa; Chordata; Mammalia; Rodentia; Muridae. The transcript is spliced from 7 exons. The coding region runs from base 76 to 1089 and encodes 337 amino acids. Gene Ontology annotation, cellular component: endoplasmic reticulum membrane.